Molecule: messenger RNA, 22925 nt
Organism: Porites evermanni
Lineage: Eukaryota; Metazoa; Cnidaria; Anthozoa; Scleractinia; Poritidae
Source: the annotation of a GenBank genome assembly
GGUAGGGCAAAGGAAGAAAAACUGCUCUUUAGUGGAGAGGAAAGUACCACAAGUGAACAAACCACUCACCUGGAGAGUGGAUUGCGCAUUGUUCAACUCCUUGACUUGGGUGGAAGUGAGAGUGAGAAAGAGAAGGACACGAGCGGUGGAAGAUCAUCUGCCUUGGCACCAAGUGAACAAGGGGGAGCUGGCACUCAAGAAGAAAUUUCUGCUGAGUCAUCCGAGGAAUCAAAGAAAAAUAAUGAAUCACUUGUGCCGCGUGUCACAGGCUUAUCCAGAAAGACUAGAUGGGACAAUGUCAGUAACACCUCAGAUGGUGACACUCCAGAAAGAGACCUUCCUGGUAUUGUAUCCACUUUACAUCUAUUGAUAACAAGAGAGUACUUUAAUUAGGGUUCUCCAGAAAAUUUUAAAAGAGAAGGGGAAAAAUAAUAAGCAGACAGUAAUAUAUUAGAUUAAAAGACACAGAGCACCUUUCAUGUGGCACACCCACUUAUAAUAUUGACUCCCUUCCAUUAUGGAAGUCUUCCCCUGGGAACAUUUAUAUUUGGUGGUCCUGAAAACUGCAUUUCCAUGAGUAUGGUAACUUUAACCCACAUUGGCUUCAUUGUAUAAUUUUAUAUCAUGUGUUUGUUUUUUCAACUAAAGUGUGGUGAAGUAAAUACAAAGGAUUUAGUAUCCCUCUAAACAUUUUUCCAGAGAUUGGCCUAUGUUUCUGUGACGACUAAACAGUGAUUUUUACCAGUUGCUGUUGUCUUUGAAUAACCCCUGCAAUGCAGCUUAAAAUAGUGACACGAGGAUACUUUUUUGGACGAACGUUAGUUUUCUCCUAACAAUAUCCAUACAUCAUCAAGAGAAAAAGAUAUGAGGAUUUAUACAAUGAUCACCCAAGGGAAAAUGCUUUCAUCUGUUGUCAAAUUCUCUCAUUUAAUUCUUUGGUGAAAUGUAUGGAGAUUAGUCUGAAGAAUUUCUACAUGGACAUUGUGGGCUCAAGGGAUUAAAAUUAAUGUAGUUGUUAUGGGAUGGUCAUUUGUGGGGCUUCUGAUGUCUUUUAGUAUACUAGGGGUUUCUGUCAAAUUCAAAUAUUAUAAUAACCCUCUUCAGGGUUGUCACUAAGGUGUCAAGUGGUCAGGUAAAUACAACAAGAAGGCGGGGAAUCAAUCAGCUAGGGAUUUCUUUUGGUUCCAUUUUUCUUCUGUUUUCCUUUGAAAGAAGCCGGGGGCCACGUUCAUAGUAGUGCUUUUGUAGAACACAAUAAACGGUGACAGGGCGAACUACUGCAGCGUAGAUUUCCUUUGCAUGGUGACACUUGAGGCAUUACAGCAAAGAAUCCAAAUGUUAGGAUGUCAGUAGUUUAUUGUAGGGGGGUUACUGGUAAACCCACUGACUGAGUUUCCCUUCAUUGCCAACCUGAAAUUGUUUCAAACCUUCAGCUAGCUCAGGUAUCUUCAAAAGUUAUUCAAACGUUUAAUUCACUAAUAUAAGGAGAAUAGGGAAGGUUGUUGAAAUCCAGUGUCUUGCUCUAACAUUCAAGGACCCUUCAUACAUUUGGUCACUUGAACAAUUUUUUAUAGUAGGAGAUCAUGUGACAAACUGUGUUCACUUGAGAAGAGCUUGUACAUAAGAAGCUUUUUUUGGAAUCGCAGCAGCAACUUUCAUUAAAUUGGUUCCUUUUUGUAACACUCCAGACACUUGCAUUGUUGUGGUACCAUAAGAGCUAUAUAAUAAUAAUUGAAAGGAUGUAGCUCUCAUAGCCAGUGGUACUUUUAAUUAUCAUGCCAUCAUAAUGUUUAUUUGUUUACUCUAGGAUAUUGCUCUGUUGGUAUUAACUUCAAACAGCAUCAUUCCAAAACAACAGAGGCUGCUCAGAAGACAUAUCCUGAUAUAACAGCUGCUCCAAGGGAACCUAAACCAAAGACUGUACGUGAUGAGGGAGACAGUUCAACUUCUGUUAUUAAGAGUCGUCUUUCUGUGGUUACCCAACCCUCUCAGAAAAGAAGAAGGCACAACAGUACAACAGAGGGAAGUGACUCAGAAGAACGUACUACUCCAUCUAAACGAAGAAGGCCGGAUAGUCAUGUGCGGAGAAGACACAGACGGUCCCCGGAACGACAUAGUCCUGUGGACAGUACAAAGAAGUCUAGCAGAGACAGGUCAAGAUCCAAUGAGAGGCGUCAGCGAUCUAAGCGUGAUCACUCGAGAGAAAGGAAAGUCUCCUCAAGGAUUGUCGUCAGUAAUCAAACAACAAAAGGACAAACAUUGAAGAUAACCAUAUUACAAGGUCAGUGCAAAAUGUUAUUACAAAGCAUGUACCUGGAUGGUAUUGAAAAAAAAAGUGAAGAUUGUAAUGUUCAGCAAUGGUAAAACAUUGAUUGAAUUAUUUCUCUUUGUCGGUGUUUCCUGUUUUGUAGUUCCACACAUCAAAAUUUAUUUUUGGUGUGAACCAGAAACUUAGGCAACUUUUCAAGCAUCCCUGCCUUCUUACACUUUUAACUCUCUUUUAGUCCUUCCAGGUGAUAAAUGUGCGAAAAGAGAAGUAUUAUUAAAAUUAAUAUUAAAAGCCACAACAUGUUUUUUUAGGUGCAUUGUAUUUUUAAAAGUAAUCAUGAUGUUGCAUUUUCGCUUAGAUCCCAGUCCUGAGAAGGGAAAGGUUGAACAAGAGAAGUCAGAUCUUCCUAAAACACCUGAAGAAAGGCAACCGUCACAACAAGUAAUGAUGAGUAGCUUCCUUUCAUGAAUUAGCAGCCUGCAAAGAAAGUAGUGUCUGAUAGCCUAGAGAUAGUGAAUUUUGCUAUUGGGCUAGGGACUUCUGUUUUUAAUUUGCCUGACGGGCAAGUGAUGUUUUUUGAGGAAUUCGAAUAACAGAAGAACUGUGACAUCAAUGUUGCUCGUCAAAAAGCUUUUGGGGCUAGUUGAAAUGACAUCUGGGCUAGCAAAUGCUACCUUCAGCUUGCCAUCGUAAAAAUGAUUUUCUUUGUACCCUGAUUAGAUAAUUCGCUACAGUUUUGUGUUGAUACCAAGUGAGCAAAACUAUCAGUGUGCAAAGCAAGUCUGUUUUAAAGCUUGCCAUUCGGGCUAGCUUUAGCUGGCAUUUACCAGCCCAAGAGUCAUUUAAACUAGCCUUACAAUAUUUUUGAUGAGCAGGAUUGAUUACAGUUCUUCUGUAAUUUGAAUUCCCCUGACCUAAAAAACUUCACUUUCCCCUCGGGCAACUUAAGAACAGAAUUCACAAGCCCAGUAGCAAAAUCUACUACCCCUGGGCUAUCGGACAUGCCUUUCUGUGCAUGCUGACAAAUACAGUCUAAAAGUGCUGCCAAACUGGUCUUAUUUAAAUAAUUGGUUCUUUAUCUACAGACUCAAAAUUAGAACUGCUCCCUUGUUUUCACAAUGUUAACUCAAGGAGAGACAACAAUUAUGGUUGCACUCUGCUGUUAUGUUCGCAUGGCUCAGGAUCGCUUGUGAGGAGACAGUUUUCUCAGAGCCCACAAUGCUGUGCUAGAAUAAAGGCACCUUAACGAUCAUCAACCAUAUUUUAUGUGGUUUAGAUGCUGAAUAGGGAGCAACAUGUUUUUGACAAGUGGAUUGUACUUUAGAUAACACUGUUGUAGUGUGUGGUAUUAUACUGGUGUUCGGAAGGGCUCUAUGUAGUUCAUGUCACCACCUACAGUCAACUCUCGCCUUGCGGAUGCCUCCAUAAAAUGGACAGCAGCUAAAUCCCAAACAAAAAUAAACUAUAGAUGUUUGACUGAAGUAAACUCUCGCUGUUACAGACUCUCGCAAAUGAGGACACUACCUUAAUGUCCCUACAGUGUCCGCAAUAAAGGGAGUUGACUGUAUUAAGCAAUUUCUGCAGUGAUUAUGUUAUGAAUGACUCAUAAUUCUGAGAGUUUUAGGCCUACUUGAUCUAAUCGUACACUGUAUUUGAUUUUUUUCUAUUGUUUUUGAAAUACAAAGAAAAACCCUCUUGCUGACAUAGAGUAUAGUGACCUUGAAGACAUCAGCCCAGGGAGACUCAGUUCAGAAGAUGAACGUCCAGCUACACCAGACACUCCAGAAACAGCAAUUCCUGCUGUAGACUUCACUCAUCCAAGCCUAGGCUUCUGGGCUGCACCAUUAGGAAACAAUGAGAUGGCCAAGCCAGCUGUCCCUGCUUUGGGUGUUCCUAUAAUUGCUGAGGAUCCACAAGGGACUGGAGCUGAUGACUUGCCACCUAUAACUAAUUUGUCUUACCUUGAUGACCAACUGCACUCUGGAAUUCAGCUAGAUCAAGUGUCAUAUGGCAUUGAGGAAAGGAGUAUUAGGGAGGAUGCAACACAAGCACCUUGGCCGAGUAAGUAACUUGGCCUCUUUGCUCAAAAGGUGGAUAACGCUAUCUAAUGGAUGAGUCUUGGUCUGUUAGAUAACCAAAAUUGGUUUCCCUAACACACUGUACUUUUCCACUGGAUACUGAUGUUGGCUACAUUCACCGAACAAAAAUGUUCAACCGGAUGAAGAUUUGUGCUUUUAGGCGUUCCGUUUACACGGAUCCACCCUAACUGUACCAAAAGUUAUACGCCUAUCUAUUCUAAGUUCCCUGUGAACAGGACGAAAAUAUUUAAUAGUCCUGUUUGAACAAAGUGCCAGGUCAAAUUUUUCAGCCAGUCAAAAAUUUGUUUGGUACCAUGGGGACAUAGCCUUCUCCACUUUCCCUGUUGGUACCAAUGUGGCGGCUUUCUAUGGAGCCCUACAUACUGAUGUGAAACAUUCCGACAAUAACUGAAGUUGGAGAUGUGGCAAACUCCUGAACUUGAUAGUGACUUCUUUUUUAAUCUUGUCAAGUAUCACACUGCCUUGACUUCAUUUAUUGAACGGUUUUAGAUUUUGUUUUGUAAUUGCACGACCAUCCCAAUUAUUGUUUGUGUUGGCUGCCUUGUCUUUAUUCUGACAGUUAUCAUUAAUAUUACCUUAGCCUUAGUUGAGGAAGGUUUCUUCUGUCAAACUACAACCUCUGAAGAACGUGACUUACUAGAGAAGGGUGUGGAAGAAAAAGUUUAUCUGACCGAUGAUCACUAUUACUCAAUGUCUUCACAUGACAGUGGAGAGAAGUCCAGGUACGUGUAUGCACUAUGCACAAGUCGUCAGUAAGGACGAUGAUAUUUUAAGUUUACAAGAUUUGCAUUGAAUAGAUCACACAAAUUUAGGCUAAUUCAGCCGUAAGGGCCAAGUGUUCAUAGCAUUGAUGGAAAUAUAAAAGUAACAACUUAAAACUUUGAAAGAUCCCAAAAGCAAAAUGGAAGAGUGGAUGGGCAAGAUUAAUGUGGAUUGCUUUUGGAUAAAUUUUCAAAAAAAGCAGCAGCAUGAUUUUUCAAAGUUACCUCAAUUUUUAUCAAAAGUGCCAUUUAUAAUGCCGGGAGUCAUCUUUGACCAAGAGUCUGUGGUGUUACAAUUCAAAUGAAACCUCUUCAGCAAUACUUUCGGAUGGUCCUAUUUUUUCAGAAUUUUAGUAAAUGAAAUUUGGAAAUUUUGUUGAAGUUUGACUUUGCCACUUUUGGGAGUUGAAGGUUUAUGUGUCUCAUGGAGUUAAGUGAUUUGCCCCAGUUAAAAACCAACAUUUCUUAAUUCCAAUUUCACCAGAAAUCAGGAGAACCACUACGUAAAUGUGCUUCCUAUUUCUACCUCUAAAUUGUCAUUUAUUUAUGUUUGUGUUGUUUACGACAGAUAUGAUCACGAGUUUGCUCAGUCUGAGGUGUUUGACUAUGGACAUGGCCAUAGUGAAAAGCAGAGUAACUUACAAAGAAGCAGUGGCCAUACAGACUCAAGAAUCACACACAAGGUGAUCCAUAUUACCCAUAACUUAAACGUGCUGUUUUAUUUUCUAUGGGCUGUACUCUAGCAGCGCCUGGUGGCCUGUGGCGCCUAACGAUUGCUCUUGGGCUACUAGAAAAUCUUACUUUUUUCAUACAAAUCAUAUGCUGGGCGCCUUGGAUUUCACAAGUUCAGAGCACUUGGCUUCCUUCCGUUUUUCUUAGAGCACAGCCUUGAAAACGUAAUAAACAUUAUCUAAUACGUGAAUCAACCCAUUAGAGGGUGUAGGAUGACAGUGUUUCAACAAAUGUGAUGAGUAUAAUGUAUUGUAGCUUCAAGACUUUUAUAAACAUCCUACAAAAAAGUGUUAAAGACAAAAAGCUAUUUCUUGAAAAUUGUAUGGGGUUUAAGUCUCUGUGAGACAGGCACCUCAGGUAAGUCUCUGCUAAGUACUAGAGGGAUUUUGCUCUUACGAUAAAGCUAAUUUAUAGCAAAAAACAGCACUUUAUUGAGUGUCAAUGUAUUUAGCAUUAAAGUAUUGACUGAGGACAGUAUUUCAGUGUUCGUACCGAGUCUUGAAUUCUUGAAAAAGUCUUGAAAUUUGCCUAGAAAUUUCCCAGACCCGGAGAAAGUGUGGAAAAUAGAGGUUAAGUCUUGGAAAAAUGGUAAGAAGUGUUGAGUUUUUUCGAAAUUUUUUGAAAUACAAAGAAAAACCCUCUUGCUGACAUAGAGUAUAGUGACCUUGAAGACAUCAGCCCAGGGAGACUCAGUUCAGAAGAUGAACGUCCAGCUACACCAGACACUCCAGAAACAGCAAUUCCUGCUGUAGACUUCACUCAUCCAAGCCUAGGCUUCUGGGCGGCACCAUUAGGAAACAAUGAGAUGGCCAAGCCAGCUGUCCCUGCUUUGGGUGUUCCUAUAAUUGCUGAGGAUCCACAAGCGACUGGAGCUGAUGACUUGCCACCUAUAACUAAUUUGUCUUACCUUGAUGACCAACUGCACUCUGGAAUUCAGCUAGAUCAAGUGUCGUAUGGCAUUGAGGAAAGGAGUAUUAGGGAGGAUGCAACACAAGCACCUUGGCCGAGUAAGUAACUUGGCCUCUUUGCUCAAAAGGUGGAUAACGCUAUCCGAUGGAUGAGUCUUGGUCUGCUAGAUAACUGAAAUUGGUUUCCCUAACACACUGUACUUUUCCACUGGAUACUGAUGUUGGCUACAUUCACCGAACAAAAAUGUUCAACCGGAUGAAGAUUUGUGCUUUUAGGCGUUCCGUUUACACGGAUCCACCCUAACUGUACCAAAAGUUAUACGCCUAUCUAUUCUAAGUUCCCUGUGAACAGGACGAAAAUAUUUAAUAGUCCUGUUUGAACAAAGUGCCAGGUCAAAUUUUUCAGCCAGUCAAAAAUUUGUUUGGUACCAUGGGGACAUAGCCUUCUCCACUUUCCCUGUUGGUACCAAUGUGGCGGCUUUCUAUGGAGCCCUACAUACUGAUGUGAAACAUUCCGACAAUAACUGAAGUUGGAGAUGUGGCAAACUCCUGAACUUGAUAGUGACUUCUUUUUUAAUCUUGUCAAGUAUCACACUGCCUUGACUUCAUUUAUUGAACGGUUUUAGAUUUUGAUUUGUAAUUGCACGACCAUCCCAAUUAUUGUUUGUGUUGGCUGCCUUGUCUUUAUUCUGACAGUUAUCAUUGAUAUUACCUUAGCCUUAGUCGAGGAAGGUUUCUUCUGUCAAACUACAACCUCUGAAGAACGUGACUUACUAGAGAAGGGUGUGGAAGAAAAAGCUUAUCUAACCGAUGAUCACUAUUACUCAGUGUCUUCACAUGACAGUGGAGAGAAGUCCAGGUACGUGUAUGCACUAUGCACAAGUCGUCAGUAAGGACGAUGAUAUUUUAAGUUUACAAGAUUUGCAUUGAAUAGAUCACACAAAUUUAGGCUAAUUCAGCCGUAAGGGCCAAGUGUUCAUAGCAUUGAUGGAAAUAUAAAAGUAACAACUUAAAACUUUGAAAGAUCCCAAAAGCAAAAUGGAAGAGUGGAUGGGCAAGAUUAAUGUGGAUUGCUUUUGGAUAAAUUUUCAAAAAAAGCAGCAGCAUGAUUUUUCAAAGUUACCUCAAUUUUUAUCAAAAGUGCCAUUUAUAAUGCCGGGAGUCAUCUUUGACCAAGAGUCUGUGGUGUUACAAUUCAAAUGAAACCUCUUCAGCAAUACUUUCGGAUGGUCCUAUUUUUUCAGAAUUUUACUAAAUGAAAUUUGGAAAUUUUGUUGAAGUUUGACUUUGCCACUUUUGGGAGUUGAAGGUUUAUGUGUCUCAUGGAGUUAAGUGAUUUGCCCCAGUUAAAAACCAACAUUUCUAAAUUCCAAUUUCCCCAGAAAUCAGGAGAACCACUACGUAAAUGUGCUUCCUAUCUCUACCUCUAAAUUGUCAUUUAUUUAUGUUUGUGUUGUUUACGACAGAUAUGAUCACGAGUUUGCUCAGUCUGAGGUGUUUGACUAUGGACAUGGCCAUAGUGAAAAGCAGAGUACCUUACAAGGAAGCAGUGGUCAUACAGACUCAAGAAGCACACACAAGGUGAUCCAUAUUACCCAAAACUUAAACGUGCUGUUUUAUUUUCUAUGGGCUGUACUCUAGCAGCGCCUGGUGGCCUGUGGCGCCUAACUUUUGCUCAUGGGCUACUAGAAAAUCUUACUUUUUUCACACAAAUCAUAUGCUGGGCGCCUUGGAUUUCACAAGUUCAGAGCACUUGGCUUCCUUCCGUUUUUCUUGGAGCACAGCCUUGAAAACGUAAUAAACAUUGUCUAAUACGUGAAUCAACAAUUAGAGGGUUUAGGAUGACAGUGUUUCAACAAAUGUGAUGAGUAUAAUGUAUUGUAGCUUCAAGACUUUUAUAAACAUCCAACAAAAACGUGUUAAAGACAUAAAGCUAUUUCUUGAAAAUUGUAUGGGGUUUAAGUCUGUGUGAGACAGGCACCUCAGGUAAGUCUCUGCUAAGUACUAGUGGGAUUUUGCUUUAACGGCAAAGCUAAUUUAUAGCAAAAACAGCACUUUAUUGAGUGUCAAUGUAUUUAGCAUUAAAGUAUUAACUGGAGACAGUAUUUCAGUGUUUGUACAGAGUCUUGAAUUCUUGAAAAAGUCUUGAAAUUUGCCUAGAAAUUUCCCAGACCUGGAGAAACUGUGGAAAAUAGAGGUUAAGUCUUGAAAAAAGGGAAGAAGUGUUGAGUUUUCUUGAAAGCUACAAGUGCUGCACAAGUGAUAUUUUUUUCGUGUUGGUCAAAUCUCAUUAAAUCUUGCCUGCAUGGAAAAAGUCUUAUUCCUGCGUUUUUAACAUCUCUAUUGACCACCUACAUGUAUUUUAUAACCUUGAGUCUGGAGAAAGAAAUUAUAGUUUUGGAAAAAUUCUGGAAAAAGUCUUGUAUUUUAGAUAAAAAAUCUGUACGAACCCUAGUAUUUUUAUGUCUCCUAGUGGAGGUGGGACAGCCAUUUUACGUGGUCAUCAGAGCCAGAGUAGCUUCAUUUCUUCAUUUAGUUGAGUAUUGGUCCAGCCCUGGAAAUGAAACUUGUGACCUCUUGCUCAGCAGUUAAGCACACCGUAAUUUUUAGGGAGUUAUUAUAACUCCAAAGAUGGAGUAAACAUUUUGAUACAGGAUAACCCCUUUUUGGGGGUUAUUUAAACUCCUAAUUUAACUCCGAAUUUGGGGUGAUUUUUAUUCCUGGAAAAGAGUUCUUUUUACUCCCAGUCUGGAGUUAAAAUAACUCCGAAAUUGGGUUACUUUUACUCCUUACAUGGGUUGUUUUUACUCUUUUUGGAGUUAAUUUAACUCUGAAAGUGGAGUAAAAAUUUUAGGUGCAGGAUAACUCCUUUUUUGGGGUUAUUUUAACUCCUCAAUAUGUGGGGUCACUUUUACUCCUGAAAAAGAGUUCUUUAAACUCCUUUUUGGAGUUAAAAUAGCUCCACUGUUUACCCCCUCUACAGGAGUUAUUAUAACUCUUGAAAAUUACCGCGCACUCUACCAACUCAGCUAAUCCGGCUUUUUCAAACCUCCAGGAAAAUAAAAAAAACUGUUUUCUAUCAAGAGAGUGUCCCAACCUCAUUUUAACACCAUAAUUAUUUCUUUCACUUUGCAGGAUUACAAACAUCACUCUUCAACUCGAAUGUCACGAUAUUAUCCUUGGCAGAGUCAUGUGGAAGAGAAGCGCAAUCAGAUGACAACAGUUGGUGGAGAAGGCAGGUAUUUUUUGACUUGGCUACUUGUUGAAGGCCGUGUUUUUUUUCUACAAAGCACAGCACCGUCACCAAUUUAAAUUACUGAUAGCAUCGCGUAAAAGCACCGUCACAGUUUAAUUCAAAGAUUCUAGUAACCUUGUAUUUAGCAAAGAGAGACUCAAAAUGAAAGUCAGCAACCUAUGACUGGUCGUGACUAUUAAGAUGCUUAGGUGCUGAUGGCUACACAAAGAGGUUCAGAAAGAUAUUAAUUAGCAGCCUUUUUCCAACCAAAAUUCUAACCACUGUUUUUUCCCUCUUACUUCCAUUUUAGGUUCAAAGUCAACCGCGCAAAACGUCACUGGAAAAAGUACUGGCUCUGAGAUGUCUACAGCUCUGACUGAUGAGAAUCCUGGUAAAAAAUUUAAGCUGGAAAAAGGAAUACUCAGCAGUAAAUAUGAUAACACUGAUACCGCUAAGGUACCAAGUCUCAAUGAUUUGCCGCAAUCUGACAAGCCGAGAAAGUGGGACAUUAUGGUGUUUGCCUGGAUGGAUAAAUCCCAGUUCUCCAAUUGGCUGCGUAGAAAGCAGCAUGGAGCCAAACUGUCUUUGGGUGCUAAGGGUGGGAAGAACCCAGUACAGUACACAGCAGAAACUUACAGGCGCUCAUCUGAACGUUUGUUGCGCCGAGUUAGGAGGCAGCUUAGACCGUCAAGUCGCAGCCGCAGUAAAUCACCACACAAGGAGGAGAGGCAGUUAUCAGACUGCCCUGAUUUUGACUUUGAUGAUUUGGACCUUGAAUCAAAUUUGCUUAAAGAAGAUGCUCAUUGUUCUGUUUCUAAGGAAUCAACUCCGCAUACCACAAAGGAUGCUGCUGAGAAAUCCGCUGUACAUAGUAAUGCUCUCUCUUCACCCAGCACCGUAAAUAAUGAAGUUGUACAUAGAAGUUUGUCUGUUAACGAUGAUAAGGCUGGUACGGAAGCACAUCAUAUUGAUCUGCUUUGUGAUAAUGAAGGUCCAGUUUUAUCAGGAAGGGGUGGAAAAAAGGAGCCACUCAUCAGCAAGGAGCUUGAUGAUGGAAGUAAAGGAAUAACAAACACCAAAGCUGAGCAGCGUUCAAGUGAACAAUUAAAUGAAUGUAGGCCGAUUGAUUUGGAAAGAACUCUAGCUACUGAUGUCACAGCCAGUAAAGCUGAUCACACUGAUGUGAUUUGUGAGAGUGAAGUUUUGCUUACAUCAGAAUGGAGUAGAAGUGACGAGACAGACACCUUCAGGAACUUUGAUGAAGCAGCUAAGGAGGCAGCCAACACAAAAUCGGAGCAGCCUUCUAAUGAUCCAUCAAGUGAAUGUGAGGCAAUGGACGUGGAAAGAAACCUGACAAGUGAUGUAGCAGUUGGUGCUGGUAAAGAAUCUGAUGAUGUUGAUUUGAUUUGUGAUAAUGAAGUCUUGGCAAUAUUGGAAAGGUGUGGUAAAGAUGAAACACUCAGUCCUAAAGACCUCGAGGCAGCCGUCACAAAACGUGAAAAGUCCUCUUAUGAUCAAUCAGCUGGUUGUGAGGAGUCGGAUGCCAAGAAGACCCUGACAAGUGAUGCGGCAGGUGGUAAAGAUGAUCACAUUGAUCCAGUGUGUAAUAAUAAGGUUUCAGCUGCCAUGGAAGUAGGUGCGGAAGUUGAGUUACUCGCCAGCAGGACCCUUGAUGAAGCAAGUAGCGAUGCAACUGACACUCACGUAGAACAGCUUGAAAAUGAUCCGUUAGCUGUAGAAAAAACGCUGACAGGUGAUGUGACAGUUGGGAGCAUCUGUAAGCAGGACUCAGUAACUGAAUGUUUUAACACGUUGCUUGAUCCUGUCAUGGAUGAAAGUCAACCCCGUGCCAGUUUGAAUUUUCAAGAGGAAAGAGACACAGGCUCAAGAAGGAUUAAUGAGCAAAAAUUAAUUAUUAGUGAUCAAGAUGAAGGGUGUUCGGAAACCUACAGCAAAGUACUAAAAGCAAAGAAAUUGCAGGAUGAUUUUGGUGAGAAGCCACACGGCCAAGAUGUGAAGCAAACCGAACUAGAGGCCACCAUUGCUGCAAGGGGUAAAGAGGGGUCAUCAAUGUUAGGUGAUCAGAGAACAGUUAGCAAAGAAGUGAAGAAAACUGCACAGACUAGCUACAAAGGAGGGGUUGACACAGGGGAAGGAAGUUUGAAUACCCCUGAGGACAAAGAGUUAUCUUUGACAGAAGAACUGGGUGACGAAGAAGCAGCGCAAGAGUCAUUUUCCUGUCGCCCUCCUCUUCCUUCAUCUUCUCCUCCGCUUCCUCCUCCUCUUCCUCCUCAGCCUGCGCCAUCGGUGUGUUCAAUGAGUGAUAAAAGUGUGGAAACAGCACCAGUUUGCCAAACCAAUAUGCAGCCCCACGUAACAGUUGAAAAGACAAAUAACAUUGAAAGUACUCGAUCGGAGGAUACAGAUUCACUGGAGACCACUCCUACCAACACUAGCCAAUCACCUUUUGUGGUAACCUCGGUUUUUAGUUCAGAAAAGUUCAGCCAGUAUCUUUCUCCUGUUGAUGGAGCUUCGUCAAAAGAUCCAGUAGCAAAAGACUCGUGGCUUCAAUCCACUGCGCUGAAUACUACUACUGCUUCUUCACCUGCAUUGUUUACACCUCAUUAUCCUUCAAUAGCAACUCCACCACCUCUUCCUCCCAGUUUCAUGUGGCCUAGAGUGGAUCAACCUGGAUCCCUUCCCAUGGCAGGAGUUGUACCAAACCAUUCUUCUCUGCAGCAGCCAAAUUAUAGGUUUCCCUCCUGGGCUGAUCAGGCAGCACCAGUGCCAUUCCCAGUUGGAUGUGUACAACGACCGUCAGCAGGUUCCGGUGAUAUUUGCCCUCCUGGCACUGAGGAUGAACAAAAUGUCAACAAGGCAUCAGGCCCUGCAGGGAUUGUUGCAGAUGAUGACAAGUCACAUGGAAACUUCAUGGACCACUCACUCGUCAGUGAACUGAUGCAGUUUUACUCCGAAAUCAGUGAAGUUGAAGGAAAAGAUAACAACAAUAACAAUAACCAAGUGACUGAAAAAACUGUCGAAAGCGUAAAGAACCCAGAACCAACAGAUAUGAGAAGUGAUAAAGAUGAAGGAGCUACAAGCGAAAUGGAGAUUGAGUCUGACCUUGAAGGCAGUGUUGUGGAUGUUUCUGAAAACACCGAUGUUCAAGAAACCAAAGUCAGUGAUAAUGCAUUCCCUGAGACUGCCGAAUGCUUUGAUGAAUCAGUUGAAUUUGGGCAGAAAAGAAAAGAAGUGGUGUCUACUUCAAACAAGUAUAGUACAGUAACAGAGGGCAUCUCAAAGUCAGUGGCGCAUUUGGAAAAUACAGCUGUUUGCUCUACUGUGGCCUCCAUGAUGGACAAAGCAGUUACUGAGAAUCCCCUUUGCUUGAACACAGUGAGUUCAGAGCCUGUGAAAACUACCGCUGUCUCCAGCUUGGUACUUUCCACAGUGGACUCCGGGCUGUUGGAUGAUGACAAAACUCUGAAGAUUCCUGCCAUGGGUGCACAAACAGUGCAUGUGCAAGAUGUUCAUGUUUCCAGCCCUCUGGAUUCCCCCAUCGACACCCCACCAUUGCAAAGCCCUGCCGUCAUCACCGAUGAAGUCUCUGGAGACAUCCAGGUGUCGACUCCUAUUGAUCCAGUAUUUUUUGCAAAUGUCGAAAAAACAAUCUUUAGCUCGAUCUGCGACUUGACAAACUUGUUGGGUCAGUCACCAGUGUUUGAUCGCAUUGCGGAAGAAGCCAUAGCCUCAACAGUAUCGUCUUUGGAGGAUGUUCUUCUGCAAGCACAAAGCAGUUAUCAGGGGUCAAAUAGCUGCCCAUCUGACAGUGGUGUGUCUAUUGGUGAGGAUGUAUCUAUGCCCUCGGCAUUAUAUCGUGGUAUAUCAAUGCCAGCAAGUCCCCUUCAGGGGUCAUUAGACUUGAGAAGUGAAAAAAGUGGAACAAGUAGUGGACCAGAAGGGAGUGACACAAGUCACUGCACCAGUAAAGGUUUGUUCUUUAGUUGUCAGUUUAAGUCAGUGAACCUUAUUUAAGAGCGAAAAAAAAAAUCUUAAAUCGCGAAAAAGUCCCAUUCUCCUUUCGUUUCAUUUGAAUAGUUUCGUCACAUUCACAGACCUAAAGUUAGAACCUUUUACAGUACAAUAAACAGUACCACAGUUACUGCUACUGUAGCUUUCACUUGAAUCGUCACACUUCAGGAUUUGAUUUACAGACUCUAAAGUUUGAACCACCGUGUGCAACAUAAUAAACCUUACCACGGGAAAGUUCUGCUCAGUAGCUUUCAUUUAAAAGAUUACACUGCAGGAUUUGAUCCAGUCUCAAAUGUUAGAACUAAUCACCUGUCUUCCUAAUUGCCUUUGAACGUGAAAGGAACCCGAAAAUGGGAAUUCUCUCAUAAAUUUACGAAAAUAUCAAAGCAUUAUUUCUCAUGUUAAUGUCUAGAGGUUGUACUGGCCCACCAGUUUCAUUUCACAAAUUUUAAGAAUCUUGAGUUAGACAACAAUAAUCAAGUUAGACUGAUGUUCGGUAACUUUUAAUUGAAAGGGUUCACUUUGGGGACUGGCAUGCACAUAUUCAGAAGUUUAACUUUCCUCUUUUUAAUAAACCAUUUUGCGUGACAGUGUUUACAUUUUGCUGGUCACUCGUAGAGAAUUUCCUACACAGACUAUAAUUUUUUUUCAAUCAUUUGAUAGGGCUUGCCUUUAUUAAUACGCUCAAUAAAAAACUGUCCAGAAAGAAGUUGAUGGCAUAAGCAUCAAAGACCAGUGUUAUAUUUUUUGACAAGAUUGUUUUAUUACUAAUGGCAUCUGUAAUCAAAAGCAUUGGUUUUAUGUCACUCUGCAGAUAACUGAGUUAUAAUCAUCGCGGUACCACAAGUUGUGGCCUUUUUAUGUGUGAGUACUAACCAGUCUAACUUAACUAGCAGCGUGCAUUUGUGUAAUGUUAUUGUCAGUUCACUUGCUUUUAGUGACACUCUCACUCUUAUCUAGCAGUUUAAUGAAGACAAGAAUGCCAUCUAAUUUAUUCAAACCUCAACUCUUUUAACAACUUUUACUCUUAAUGAUUUUCAAUCUUGAUAAUGAUGUUAGAAACAUCGAAACUCCGGAUAACGUUACUUUUUUUUUCUUGUGAAAUGCUUUAACAAGCAACUGACCAUCCGAUUUGUUAUGCCACAAGAGUUUGCAACCAUUUUUAGCGCCUGUUCUUACUCUAACCACUGUUAUGGCCAAACAGGCGUGGAAGGGACCUACCUGCCCAUCUUCUGCGCAACUUUUCUUUGUGUCGGCGUCACGCACGCUUCUCCCUACCAGUGAACGAGUUUUCAACUACUAGCUGAUAAAACAAAUAUAGCGAACUCUUAAGAAACCUAUUUUUUAAGUUGGAACGAAAAUCGUUGUACCGGGUAGAACGGAGAUGCCAUUAUCAUAUCUGGGAAAUCAUGGUCACCUUUUGUAUAACUUCGUGGCAAAAAUGUACGUCUACCUGUACCCGUAGAGAGAAACGGUUUAUCUUAAGGUCAUUACUGUUUCUGCCUACGGGUACGGGUAGGCGACCAUGUUUGCCACGUAGUUAUACCACAUGCAAACAUGAUUUCCCAGAUGUGAUAAUUGCCGUUGUACCCGGUAGCCUGCCCGUUUGUCCAGGCUGAGAGGCACUCUACCAGUAUUUUAUGGCUACGCGUCCGGGGUAUCUUACCGCUAUACCAUAAGGUCUCUAGUACCUCUCCAGGGUACGCCCUCACCAAAAUGAUCAAGGACGUAUCUAUAGCAUGCAAAAAAAAAAAAAAAGAUAGCUUGUGGUUCUGGUCUAAAUCUUGCCAUUCUGGAUACCAUUAAUGAUGGUCUGUUUAUUUUGCUAUUUUUCCUCCAGUACCUGACAAAGGAGCUGUACAAAAGAAGUUACCAAAAACCCGGAAGAAGUUUCAGUUUUACGUGUAUUCUCCUGAACAUGACAAAGAAUGUGAAGCAGUCAAGGUAAUUUCUGUACUCAUCUUUCUUGCCUUGUAACUUCAAAUAGUAUGGACAGAUCUUUUAUUGUGAAACAAGUUGCUGAUUGCGUCCUCGCUGUCCUUAAUUUCCUAAUUUUGUCAUUUAUUUUUCUCUCAGUUCACUACUUGUUUUUGAGCUUUGUGAUUGAACCCAAAUAUUUUCUUUCAAAACGGCUUCAAGAGGGCUGUAAUAUUGACUUAACUCUUUUGUAUCGUUUUUGUCAAGAACUACAUGUUGAAAGCAGGGGGUGUGUUUGUGGACGUCAAGGAUUCAUCUUGUUUGCACGAGACUGCUCGGGAGUUAAGAGUGCUGAUUAGGAAAAAACAUCAACCAUCCGUUCACAGGUAACAUGACAAGACAAAUCUAUUGAUCAACACUUUCACUUCCAGAGUAAGAUGAUGAAGUCUUGUAAGGUGGUUCUAACUUGUGAAUCUUUGGAUGAAAUCCUAUGAUGUGACCAUUCAAAUGAAAACCUCUUCAGCAGUAUUUUCACAUGCUCCUGUUUAUUUAGUAUGUAGCUCUAACUUUUGAGUCUUUGGAUGAAAUCCUAUGGUGUUACCUUCAAAUGAAACCACUUUAACAGUACUUCCACAUGGUGCUAUUUGUUUUUCAGCAUUUAGCUAAAUUUAAUUUCUUUUUAAAUUUUGACUUUGGCUACUUUUGAAAGUGAAAUUGAGGGUUAUGUGCCCUUACUUGUUUAGCAUAUAAUACAACUAAAACCCUGUAUACAGGAGCAAUUAAGGUAAAAAAUCUUGUCAAGUUUUGUCAUUUACACGACCAAAGAAAUACCCUAGGUAUCAGAGAUUUUUACUCGAGUGCUUGUGGAGAUAUGCUUCAGGGCUUCCGCUAGAGACCAACGCAUGGCCGAACCAACGAGCGGCACUGAAGCCGCGAGAGGAAAAAAAUGUCAAAGAAAACCGUGACUUGCUCUUGAAGAUACACCCUAACGUACUCCUUUUUUCAGGUUGGCAAAUUUGUAUCAGUUGAAGAUGGCGUCGUCUGUCAAGUUUGCAUUGUUUAACACUCUAACUGGUACGUCUCUUUUCCUUUUUCGCACGUCUUUAUUUUAUGCUUUUUCUUCUCUGACGUUGCUGUUACUCUUUUAUGAAUCAAUAUUUCUUGUUUAAUCAAGUUAUGUUUUUUUUCCAAUGCAGAUGUGGUGGAGGGAAGUCGUUCGUAUGAGAACAUCUUUGUUUCUGGCGGCGCCUUGCUUGCUGACGAUAUGAUUCUUAAAACCAUCGACAUCGGUAAAAAUACUUUUGAAAUGUUCGUUAAUCAUUUUUGAAAUGUUUGUUAAUCAAACUGCAGAAAAUAACGAUAAGUUAAACUAUGCAAUAAUAUGGUCCCCUGUUGCGAAAUCUACCUUCGUUCUUAGCCACAAGAGUCUCUCAUUCAUAUCUACACGUUUGUCAUGUUAAAUUUCUAGACUAGAAAAAAAAAUUAACGUUCCAGCCGUCUUCAGCUUCUACGAGAUCUGACCAAGAGGCUUUCUAAAGACCAGAUUGCCGACUACGUCUCUGUAAUUGAAAAAUGAAAAUAUUAUAUCGACAGGCAAAUAUUCAUGAAGAAAGAAAUGGCUAUUUGAAGCGAAAGCAAACUAAGACCCCGUCCACACGAAUCCGGAUAUUUUUGAAGCCGCAGUUGUAUAUAUUUUUAGAGAGCUUUAGAUUUGAGGACGAGUACGAGAAGGAGAUUUUCUUAAUCUUGAGUAUUGCUCGCGCGUAAGCCAGCGUCAUUUUGGCGGGAAAACAUGAUAGCCGUCGUCAUUCUAGUUCGAGUAUUAGCAAGAAUGUCGCAGUGGUAGAAACGAGUUAUCUAAAUGUUACAAGUUUUAUCAUUUUGCGAUCGGGAGAGGGCUUGACCUCCUUUAAUAGAGAUAACAGUGUUAACUUUUCUGGUGAUUCUAAAGUACGAUGAAGCUUUCCGGGGUACCGAUUUUUUUGAGAGUACGCGAAAAAUCUUUAAGUCAAAUUUCACACUCGUAGUCGUUCUCGCCCGCGAAUCUAAGAGUCUCUUUUUUCACGAAUCCGCCUUCUGUCCACACGAAACCAGUGAAUCCAGAACCGCAUUUUUUUUUAACCGCUCGAAUCCGGGUAUUUUACAAUUAUACCUCGAGCCCGAAUGGGCUCUGAGUCAAUAGCCCAUGAGGCUAAAGGCCGAAUGGGCUAUUGACUCAGAGGCUAUGAGGGCGAGAGGAAUAAUUGUUUAGUAAAAUCCAACUAGUUGGUCAAAAAUAUCGAGACAAAACAACUUUAGCUGGUUAAAGCUAGACUAUAAUCCUUUUUGCCGCCAAAAAGUCGGUGCUUUUCGCUAUUAGUGGGCUAUAACAUAUAGCCUAGUAGUAGCUCAACCAAUCAGAACGCGGCAUUGAUAAUAGACCACCAGUUGGAUUUACUAAUAAAAGAUAUGCGGUUUCAAAAAACGCCCGGAUUCGUGUUUACGGGGCCUCUGUAAAUCUUUUAGAGAGUUGAUGUCAAAGUUGUUAUUCUCUGCAGAUUACCUGGCAGGUCUGUUACGUUAUCUUAAGGAACAGAGCUUGGCGCAUCAGAAGUUUGUUUGGGUCUUGAAUAUCAGUAGAAACGGUUACAAGAGGCUAUCCAUGAGCAGGUAAGCAAGUGUAUAGAGUUAAGGACAAACUAACGUUAACGCGACGUUAAAAUAAAACAACAACAACAAGAACAAAAGGAAUUGCACCUCUGUCGAUAAAAUUUUUCUUGGACUUUUCACACCGUGAUAUUCUGUAUGGACUAAAAUCACAUUUUCAAGUCUUACUUCUUUUUUUGGAUUUGAGACUGGUGAAGGUCCGAAGUGUUUUCUUACAUUUUUAAUAACAUUAUUUUGUCAUUCGUUUUUGUCGUUGCGUUUCAAACAGGCCGCUGUCGAAAAGAGACUCAAAGGCGUUGGUAAGUACGGUAUUUGUUUUCCUCACUUUUUUUCUCCUGAAAAAGACUUCUCCUCUGUACUCUUCCAACCCUUCAUUUUGUCUUCCCUAAGAACGAGUGGAUAGCAUUGCCGCCCGAGAGUUUGCUCGCGUGAUAAAUUCAAGUUAUUUUCCCAACUUCGUCCCGAAAUUAACUUAUUCAUUCUCUCUACUCAUGCGCAUAAGACGCAAACCGUGUUAAAAAGGUUAAUUGCUUUUGAAAGGAGAAGCCAUACCAAUGCCAUCAGAUCUUAACAGGCUGAGCAUAUGUAAAUUUGUUUGCCCUUAGAAUCUUCUUCGUCGAUACAAGGAUGAGGGCUUCAUCACAGUCCUUCCCAAGGUAAGAUGGCUGACGUUUUGAUUGCUGUUUUUUUUGCGGAUUUUUUUUUUGCGAAGUGCUGUUUUGUGGACGAGAAUCUAUCAAUUAACAGAAGAAACUGCUCACCACAUGUAGCGACGAGAUACAAAUCUCUAAAUUCUCUAGUAAUUGUUUUAAAGAAUGAACUGCCUUGCAGUGAAAAAAAAAAGCACGUUUGAAAAUGAGAUUAGAGACCUUUAGCACUUGGUUUUUCACGGGGAACUGCAAACCGCAAAUUACAGUUUUCAGUUGCGCGUUUGUAGUUUUACGUUGCCGAGAUUUCAAAUUUUAGCAAGGCGUUCAUUGUUUAGUGCCGCUAUGUUGUUUUUUGUCAAGUCAAAGUGCAUUACUUUUAUCGCCCAAAAAACAGGGAUAAUUCGAGGUCAAAAAUCUAACAAGCACAUCGCAGAUGGAUAAAGAAAGUUUAAACGUGAGGCUGUACACUUUUUAGUGGCAAAAAACCUUGCCGUAAGUCACUUACCCGCUGGACGUCCUUCCUGCCGUUCAAACGUGAACUGCAAACUGCAAAUGCGACCGCAAGACGAUGGUCACGUGACAUUCUCAGGUUUGCGGUUUGCGGUUUUCCAUGAAAAACCUGAUGCUAAAGGUGUCUGUUAUCAAUAAUCAUAGUUAAGUGGGAGAUUUUUCGCUAGCAUGCGCAUUUGAGUCAACGCCACGUAGAUUUGCCCUGGUGGUUUACUUUGUGUAGUUUUGCCGCUUUUUGCCUGCUAUCUCUCCCCUCCCAGCCACUUCUUGGUCCCUUUACGGUUCUGUGUUCAGUAGAGUUCUCCUUCUUUAUCCUAUCUAGAGAUCAGUGUCACAGAUUCCGGUGGGAGGUAGGGUGGUUGACCCUUAGGACGGUUGUCAUGGUUGUCCUCCUUACUUGCAUUUUGCGCACAUUCACUUGCUUAUCGCCAACAGUUCUCACAAUUAGCACCCACUCCCCUGAUAAAUAUUGCUAAUCGGCAAGUUAAACGCAGCCCUUCAUGGGCUAUCGCACCUUCGUGGGUAAAUUUUCAUAAAACAAAGUUUAAUUUUACGCAGGGCUAUGUGACUGAAGGUAUUCCUGCAACUCAACGAUAUCUACAGACUUCACUCAAGCUGCAGAUUGAACUCAUCUCUGUCUACAGACACAUCAUCCUACUGUCAGGUAUGCCGGCGAACGUUCAUUCGCCCAACUGUGGUCGUCGGUUAUUUCGAUACAAGUCGUUUUGAUUCAAGUUUAUCCUGUCCAGAUGUAAAUAGUUUUACGUACUUGGGUAAAAACAAAGAAGAAUAUUAACCCCAAAUAUUUUCUUGUUCACGCGCAAACUAUACUUGAAGUGAUCAAAAUUUUUGUAUAAUGUUAGUGAUUGAGGUGGUAUCGAAAUACGGGUUUCCGUAACUUUGCACCUGUUAUUCGUCACUUUAGAAAGGAACUGGAGCCGAAAUGCGUCCCGCAAUUGAUUCUGGGAUCGUUACUGGGGACGCGCCGGUCAGCUAUUGGCCAAUUUUUUCCCAGUUCCAGAAGUCUUUGCGAAAGUUAACUCGUCCCAUUUCCCUUCUGGUUUCAAAAGUGGCGAAUCAGUAUUACAUCAAUGGCAACAGUUCUUUGCAACAUCAAGCCGUUUCUUUUAUUUCAACAGAUAUGGACAAAGGCAGAGUGGAGGUACCGUGGUUCUUGGAACGCGGGGUAAGUUUAAUCAGAUUAUAUAACUGAAAAUCCAUGCAGGACAAGUUAAGUAUAACUUGUUUUGUGUUUUUUCUGUUGUAGAUUGGUGUCAUGAAUGUCCAAGAAUUCUUGACUACAUUUGCAGGGUGAGUUUUCCCUUUUUUGUUUCUCAGUAUGUGGGAAUUUGAGGCGUGCACAACUAUUCUCCAAAUAUGGUCUUAAAAGUUACCCCACUUGCAGUGACGUAGGCUUUCACACUAGGCUGAUUUAGCAACAGAAAGGGAACUUCAUAUUACAACGGCGCGCGCAAAUCAAACAACUUGCUUGACCAAUGGCAGAGCGGCAAAUUGGGCACCGGAAGUCGAGUUUGGUCCUUUCCGCGCGCUUUCCUUGCUAAAUCAGCCUACUAUACCGAAUAGCACGAAAACCAUACCGGAUAGGGGCUCUGUUCACACACAUAAGAACGCUGAUAUCGGUGGGCGCGAUUUCUGUAACGAAGCGAAGCUUAGCCGCGCCGAUCAAUAAAUUGGAGAUUUACAUGUCGGAUAGGUGUUAACACUAUACGGGAUAGGUUUUCGCGCCGGCUGUCCGGUUUAGAGUGAAUUUAGCCUUAGUAUGACAUGUUGCUUAGUAGUUUGACACUAAUUUUUUACAUGCUGCAGGCUCCCAUUUCGGCAGGGGCUUUUGUCUUCAUAAGCUUGGUUCACUAAAUUAUCACCGCUAAUAUAAGGGAUUUGAGCAGAGCUGGCACUUGUAAUGCAGCGCUGACCGACCUUGGUUAUAUAACUGUAUUUUUAUUUCUUGCUUAUAGAGAGAGUGAAGCGAAGACUUUACUCAAUACACGGCCACACGUAUCUUGUUCUGAAACUUCUACAACUUAUACAGCGAUGGAAUGUAGUACUCCAGAAGGUAAUUUUUUUUGCCUUUUUCAAUCAAAAGUUUUUUUUAUCUUAAAGCCAUAUUACAGUAAAAACCCUCGAGCAAGAACCUGUUAGGCUAAAAUUUGCCAGUUAGACCCCCUUUAUAAAAAAAACCUAUUUUGCGUAUACUUUAAAAUAGGUUCUUAUUUUCUAAAAUCUAUAAGACAAUUCUGAACACUUAAGUAAGAUACUUCUGGCUGUAAGAUAAGUCAACAUUCAGGAUCCUCUUUAGAGAGGUGGGUGCUUUAUCACUCCAACUUUAUUGUAAUGGUUUAAAGAUUUUACAUAAGCAAUAAGCUGAAGACCACUAAAUACCCUUAGCUGCAAUGUAUUUGUUUUUCUUCAGAAAAUAAGAGCGUAAAUAGCCUAAAUUUGUGCCAAUUACCAUUUAUUUAAGAACCUGUUCAGGCUGACUUGGGAAAAUGCGGGUUCUUACUCGCAGGUUUUUACUGUAUAUCAAACUUAUAUUCCAGGCAUUACCCUAAGAAGGUAACGCUGUGCGUUAGUGGCCCAUCUCUAUCGUUACUGCGCGAAAGCAUUCAAGGGAUUCGAGUGAAGUGAAGUAUUCGUAUUUGGUGUGUGUGUUUCGUUGGGGGGAGGGGAGGUUGUGAUAAAUGCUCGAGAUCGUAGAAAAUGUAUUUAGUUUACGCAAUCGGAGACCCCGCCACCCCCUAGAAAGAGGAAGGGCGUUGAAGGAACGGUUGUCGAAAGCGGUGUAGUUCUUUUUGUCAUCUCCAUCAUUCCAUUCAGCUUCUAAGUUGAGUCUUUUUUAUUUUAUUCUUUAUUUUAAACAGAUGAUGCUGCCUGUCCGACAUCAGAGGGCACGCCAAUGUCUGACUCCUCAACAGACAGUCCAAAUAUGGAAACAUGCACCACCCCGCAUCAAAGCGCAGAGGAACAGCCUCAGCUCAGCAGUAGCCUCGCCCCUCAAAAGAGAACAGUGCGGUCACUGAGCUGGGAUACUGGAACCAUGACUCAAACCAGACUACAGAUCCUGUCGUGUGUGAGAAGGGAACGUGAUAUCAUCCGUAAUCAGAUCAGCAGUAGUACUCCAUCCAGUCCCGUCAGUCGGUCCAUGUGA